AUGAGCUCAAAGGACUUGACGGUAGAGCAUCUCGCUGCCGGUGCGAACAGACAGACUGCCGUUGCAGACUGGAGUCGGACGGGGCUGCUGGCUUAUGGAGCAGAUUGCAAUAUCGCUCUGUGGCGCCCAGCUGCCAACCCCCCUAGAGGUGUAUUUAGACUCUUGAAUGGGCACAAGGAGACUGUCAAGGCCCUGUCAUUUCUUCCAGAGCUGGACAAUGACCCCUCGACGUAUUUCAUCAGUGGCUCAGAUGACAAGACCAUAGCUGUCUGGAAGUCUACCGAUGAUAGGCAAGACUUUAAGCUACUUCAGACGGCAACUGAACACACUGGGCCAAUAAACUGCGUUGCCGCCUUGCGAGUUGCUGCUGACCAGCCGAAAUGGAUUGUUGCAACUGGAGCAGCAGAUGCGACUAUUAGGAUAUGGAGCUUUGAGAAUGAUCAGCUGCAACUAGUCCAGACCAUCAACACAGCGCCAAAAUACUUCCCUCUAUCACUUUCACUCAGCACUCUCGGCGCUGAUAAUGACGCUUAUAUUCUCGCCUCAGCCGGCACGAGGGAUGUCGUCCAGAUUCUCACGGCCGAGGCGAAGGCAGACAGCAUUCAGUUCCAGCUUCAGGCAACGCUCAGUGGCCAUGAAGGCUGGCUGAGAUCCCUAAGCUUUUCAAGGGAAACCAAUAGCCUAGAUAGCGAUUUGCUUCUUGCAUCAGCCAGCCAGGACAAGUACAUCAGAAUCUGGAGGGUUCACCAGGGCAAAGAACUCCCCGCCCUGGCUGUCGAAGGCUCAGACCCAUCAAGCGGUGCCUUUAUGCCGGGAAAAUCCCCGUCAAACAAAGCACACUGGCUCAAGGCCUCUGGCAAAGACUUUUCCGUUACGUUCGAGGCGUUGCUGCUGGGCCACGAAGACUGGAUUUACAGCGCAAAGUGGCAUUCCCAUGCCGAUGGCAAGCUGCAACUCCUGUCUGCUUCUGCGGACAAUUCGCUGGCUAUCUGGGAGGCCGACCCCAGCUCCGGUAUUUGGGUCAGCAUGGUGAGGCUUGGAGAGAUCAGCAGAGAAAAGGGCGCAACAACGGCAACAGGAAGCACUGGCGGCUUCUGGACUGGUCUCUGGUCUCCUGAUGGAAAGUCGGUGGCCUGCCUGGGUAGAACCGGAAGUUGGAGAAGGUGGGAGUAUGACGUCUCGGAAGAUAUCUGGCGGCCUUGCGUUGCCAUCUCUGGCCACACAAAAGCCGUCACCGGCAUCUCCUGGUCUAAAGACGGUGGCUUCCUUCUCUCUACAAGCUCAGAUCAGACGACUCGACUUCACAUGAAGUGGAAAAGCUCUGGUACAUGGCACGAGAUGUCUCGCCCUCAGAUCCACGGCUACGAUCUCAACUGCAUCGACUCGCUGGGCUCCUCCCAGUUUGUGUCUGGCGCUGACGAGAAGCUCAUGAGAGUCUUCAGCGAGCCCAAAGCCGUGGCCACCAUGCUUAGUCGCCUCGGGGGCAUCGACGGAGCAAACAUUGCAGACAUGCCCGACGCCGCCAACAUGCCCGUGCUGGGCCUCUCGAACAAGGCCAUCGACGCCCUAGACGACGACCAAGAAAUCCAACCCAUAGACGACCGCGACCGAGACGCCAUCGACCCGGCCUCCAUCGUCAAGAAAUCAUAUCUGGACAUCGACCAUCCGCCCUUUGAAGAAACCCUCUCCCGGCACACCCUCUGGCCCGAAACGGAGAAGCUCUACGGCCACGGCUACGAAAUCUCGUGCCUUGCCGCCAGCCACGACGGCAAGCUCGUAGCCAGCGCCUGCAAGGCCAGCUCCGUCAACCACGCCGUCAUCCGCAUCUUCGAGACGGACAAGUGGACCGAACUCAGACCCCCGCUGGCAGCCCACUCUCUGACGGCCACACGGCUGCGCUUCUCCUCCGACGACAAGUAUCUGCUGAGCGUCGGCCGCGAUCGCCAAUGGGCUGUCUUCGAGCGAGGCGUCGGAGAAGACGGCGCCACCCAAUACCAGCUGCUGCAGUCCAACGCAAAGGGCCACUCUAGAAUGAUCCUCGAUGCCGCAUGGGCUCCUUCCGCGGCUCCUCUGUUCGCCACGGCCGGCCGAGACAAGCAAAUCAGAGUCUGGUCUCUGUCGAAGCCAGAGGGCGAGGACACCAAGGCCCAGUUCGUGCAAGUUUCCGCUUUGGCUUCUGACGGCCCAGUCACGUCGGUCGACUUCCUGACACAGCCUGUCGGAGAUAGAUACAUCCUCGCGGUUGGCACCGAGAGCGGGCGGGUUAGCCUGUGUAUGGUGGCUAAAGAUGGCUCCUCUGUCUCAGAGCUGCCGACGUCUUCUGAGUAA
This is a messenger RNA of Trichoderma virens Gv29-8, 2328 nucleotides long. RefSeq lists its product as uncharacterized. Gene Ontology annotation, cellular component: elongator holoenzyme complex. The transcript is spliced from 2 exons. Lineage: Eukaryota; Fungi; Ascomycota; Sordariomycetes; Hypocreales; Hypocreaceae. The coding region runs from base 1 to 2328 and encodes 775 amino acids. Gene Ontology annotation, molecular function: protein binding. Gene Ontology annotation, biological process: tRNA wobble uridine modification. The record is from RefSeq and is a predicted model, not a curated record.